Messenger RNA from Osmia bicornis bicornis, 5056 nucleotides. Its product is annotated as kinectin-like. Gene Ontology annotation, cellular component: endoplasmic reticulum membrane. The transcript is spliced from 18 exons. The record is from RefSeq and is a predicted model, not a curated record. Lineage: Eukaryota; Metazoa; Arthropoda; Insecta; Hymenoptera; Megachilidae. Bases 103 to 3792 code for a protein of 1229 amino acids.
GUGAAUUCUUGUCGUGAUUCUUUAUAGCCAAACACAGUACGCUGUACAUUUUACACUCUUCAGUGGAAACGAUUUAUUGAAAAAAUUUUUGAAAUAAGCAAAAUGGAUGUUCAAACAGGAUUGGUGUACGUAGCAGUUGUAGUUAUUUCUGCAGCAGUUAUUGUUUUAGUGUCAAUGUUUGGUAUAAAAGAAAAGUCUUAUGAAGAAGCAAUAGCAGAACAGAGAAAACUUCCUGAUGAUCUUUUGUUUAGUAAGAAAGAGAAAAAUAAAGAGAAAAAACAUAAAAAUAAGACUGGGAAGAAGGUAAAGGAGAAGAAAGAAGAAAAGGAGGAAAAAGAAGACAAAGAAGAAAAACCAGAACAUAUUCAGUUUGAAGAAAAUCCUCAAAUACUACCAUUAGAACCCUUACUAAGGGGGGGUAGCAAAGGAAGUAAGAAGAAAAGCAAGGUUGAAAAGAUAAAACCGAUUCUUGUAAAUAAAGACGAGCCAUUGGUUAUUGUGACUGAAUUAAGUUCUUCACAACCCUUGUCGAUAGAGGCUAAUCAUUUUGACCUCAUUCAGCCAAAGGACGACCUCGAACUAGUACGGAGUCAUAGUAAAGAAAAUUUACACCAAAUCGGUCAAUCUGAGCCAGUAGCGAAUAAAUCUCCAAAGGAAACUCCAACAAAAUCAAAGAAAAGUGUGAAGGAAAAGGAUGCAAAGAAAAAGGAUGAAAAUGUUAAAGAAGAAAAAAAGGAAGCAACUGCAAGUAUUAAUGGGCAAUCAGUUAAUAAGGAUUCUAUAAAAGAAACAAAAGAUGUUAAAGAACAGAAAGAAACACCAGUUAAAGAGGUGAAGGAGGUUGUAAAAGAAACAAUUGUACUUUCUGCUCAACUUCCUGCUAAAGAAUCUAAAAAGUCAAAGAAGAAGAAUGACAUUUUAGCACAAAUUGGUGGAGAUAGAGAUGCUGUUAAUGUGUCUCUUUUGAUGCCUUUGGUUCAAAAAGCUGAACUUAGCCGUUCUGAAAUACAAAUUCUCAUUGAUCAACUUUUAAAUAAACAAAUGGAUAAUCCGUCAGAACACUCGGAAUGGACAGAAGGUCGUGCAGAUCCGGUGAUUAAAUUAAAGAAACAAUUGGCAGAGAAGGAAAAAGCUUUAGCCGAUGAGCACGAAGCAAAUAUCGCAUUUCAAAACAAACUGAAAGAAUUACGUGCUGAACUUAAUUCUGAGAGAUCUAGAUUAUCGGCUAAUGUGAGGCAAUUAGAAGAAGCUUUAAAUGCAAAAGUAACGGAGACUCAAACUUUACAUACACGGAUGCAACACAUUUUAGAAAGUCAUGCCGCCGAAAAGCAAGGAUUUACUAGACAGAUCGAACAGUUGCAAACUAAAGUAAAUGAAAAUGCUGCGAUCAUUCAUAAAAUGCAGGAGGAUCAGGGACAAACUCAAGGUCAUCUUCAACAAGAAUUGAUCACACAGCGCAAAAAUAUGGAAAUUCAAUUUGCACAAAUGCGUGAAAAUGAGAAUGCUUUGAAAGCACAAUUAGCUCAGAAACAUGUUGACGUACAAAAUCUGCAAAGUGAGUUACAAGAAACUUGUGAAAAUACAACAGGUGAAAUCGAUUUGUUACAACAACAAUUAGGACUCAUGCAAAACCAAUUAAUGCACUCAGAAGGGCAGUUACAACAUUUUAAAGACUCCGAUGACAGAUUGCAAGAUAUGGCUAGACAGCUUGAGGAAUCGCAUCGCGCUCAUGCUGAUCUAGAUCAUAGAUUGAAAAAUGCUCAUCGUCAUGAACAAGAGCUUCAGAAGCAAGUAAACUCAUUGCAAAGUGAAUUAAAUGCUGUAAAAUCAGAAGCUAACAAUGUUGCAGCAUUAAAGGCAGAAUUAAGUAAAGCUCAGUCUGAUUUAAUGAAAUUAAAAUCUGAAUUGUCCGUUUCCAUGAAUGAAGCGAAAUCUGAAGCAGCUGAAAUUACAGCUCUUAAAAUGACACUGGUUAAUAAAGAAGAUGAGUUGAAAAAAUCUGAGGAGAAACUUAAUAAUAUACGAGUAGAGUUUAAUCAGACAACAGAAAAUACAGCUAAGCUGGAGGCGCAGUUGCAUGCGACACAAAAGAAACUUGAUACGCUUAAAGUCGAAUUUGAAAAGGCAAUAGAAAAUCUAAAGAAAGCACAGGAGAAAGCUAAUACUUAUAAAUCUGAUGUGCAGAAAUUACAAGAAGAAUUGAAACAAAAAGAAAUCGAGCUAGAGAAGAGUCGCGCAGAACUUAGAAUUGCAAAUGAGGCAACAAACGAAAUAAAAAUGUUAAAAGCUGAAAUAAACAGGUUACAAUGUAAUGAUAAAAAAUUAAGUGAAACACAGUUACAAAUUACACGGUUGCAAGAAGAAAAUGAUAAACUUUCAAUACAGUUAUCGACUUUCACUGAUCUACAAAAACAACUUAAACAAUUGCAAGAAGAAAACGAAUCAUUGGCUUCUCAACUGGCGGCAACAACUGAACGACCAGCUGCAGAAGGCCGAGAAAAUGGAAUCGAUGAUAAUGUUCAAAAGAAUGUUCAGCUUGUAGAACAAACUAAUUUGUUGGCCCAAAAGGAGAGUCAGUUAGACGCCUUAAAAAAAGAAUUAACACAUAAAGAGACAGAACUUAGUCAAUUGACUGCUCAGGUUGAUGCAUUACGAAGCGAUGUAAACAACCAACGUCGUCUUGCUGUUCGCUUAAACGAUGAUUUAGAAGCACAAAAGUCUAAAAAUAAUGAGUUGCGUAUGAAAAAUUGGAAAGUGAUGGAAGCUCUUUCUGCUGCUGAAUCGCGCGUUAAAUCUAAUAAUGGCAAGAACGUUGAUGAAGUUACAAAAAAGGUGAAAUCACAACAAGAAGAAUUUACAAAGGCUUUAUUACAAAGGAUAUUCCCGGAAAUAAAAGUAUCCGAAAAAUCCUACGAUCAGUGGCUUAAAGUUUUUGAAGAAAGAGUAAACACAGUUUUAAUAGACUUAAAGAAGAAGAAUGUAGUUGAUACACCCUCGGAGUUAGAAAAACAAAACAAAAAUUUACAAGACUUGGUUUCACAUUAUAAACAAAUUAUUGACGAUACAGAAGGUAUGCUUAAUAAACUUCAAAGUCAUGUAGAAUCGGAAGAAACGAGAUGGGAGUCCCAGCUUCGGCAAAAAGAAAAUGAAGUUGCAAGUCUUAGGCUUGAGUUAAACGAACUCAUGAAUAAAUUAAAUAUAAAUGAAAAGUUACAAGCCAAAAUAGUAGAAUUGGAAACUAGGUUAAAAGAGGCUGAAUCUUUUAAAGAACAAACCAAUACCCAAUUACUGGCACUUAGAUCUGCACCGCCAUUAUUUCCGAAUGAAAUAAAUACUCCUGAUCUAGCUGCACUGGAAAAACUUCAAGAGGAAAAAGCACGAUUAUCAGAAGAACUUCAAAUAGAAUGUAAUAAAAGAGCAGCAGUAGAUGCGGAAUUAGAUAAGUUACGUUCUGUAGUUACACAACUUCACCAAAAAAUGUCACAAAUUAAGAGCGAAGUUCGAGGGAAUUGUAGCAAUCCAGAACAAUCAGUGUUAAAUGGGCCGCCAACUUCCGAGUGUUCUAAUUCUGAGUUUCAAGAAAUUGACAACAGCCCCUUUACUACAAAACACUCCUUCAAAUCUUGUCAUAUGACAGAUCACAACACACAGCCUAGCUGGAAUCCGUUGAUGAGCCAGCAGCAUAAAAAGCACAAGAAAAAAAAGAAGUCCACUAAGAAACCCAUGGCAAAAGGGCGCAGAUUCGCAGGGUGGUUCAGGAAAAAAAUAACUUCAAAGAGCAAGCUGCGUUAAUACAGUGCAAAAUCAGAUAGUUGAUAAAGGAAAUAGAAGUAAAAUUACACAUACUCCAACACUAUAAGCAACAUGGUAAACUUUGCUAUCGAGAAGACUAAUAUUCUGAUGAAAUGUUAUGUUUCUUAUAAAAAAGAGUAUCAUAUUUUAUUAUGUGAAAGAAAAAAAAAAUAUAAAUAACGAAACUUUUGUAGCUAGACACUAAGAAAUAAUGAACCUGGUGUUUGUCAUAAUUGCACAAGUGAUGAACACAAAGAAAUAUAUAAUUUAAGAAUUGCUGCAACUGUGUUUUGUAGAUUGCAAUAUAACAAUAUUGUUUGAACAUUAUUUUUGUUACAUAAAGCAUAAAUAGAUUUUAUCAGUCUUCGUAGCGGUUUAUCUGAAAUUUAUUAUAGAUAUACUGUAUCAUUUUUACAGUAAAAUCUACGUAUAUAUUACGCUUAACAAAACGCACGAUACUUUAAACUAUGAAUGAUAAAAUAGGUACUUUUAUUGUCCAUUUUUCUUUUUCUUUUUCUUUUUUUAUGGAGUAGCAAACACCAGAGUUUUAGACAAUUUUCAUAUUGUUAAAGCAUUUGUAUACAAAGCUGAAAUCGUUAAUGAAUUAAUGUGCAAUAAAUAAUCGUGUUCAUGUGAUCACGUGUAUUAAAAAUAAUAGUGUGUUCAAGACUGCUUUUAAGAGCAACUUUCAAUUUACGAACAAAUUCUUUUUACAAAAUACGAUGAGGACUAAUCAUGCACAACUAUAGCAAAUGUAAGAAAAUCUGUUCAGGAAUACAUUAGAACAGGUUAAAAUAUAAUAAAGUAAAUAAGCUAUAUUAAUAGAAUUAUGGUUUAAAUGAUCUUUACACAGGAAAUUUGAAAAUCAUGGAAUAGAUUAAUUUAAAUCUUAUUGGGGCAUUUAAAAGAGCGUUUAUUAAAGUUUUUAUGUUAGUUUAUUUUAUAGAUGAAUUAUAAUUUUUAUCGAAAUGUUAUGUUACAUCAUGUUGAGAAAAGUAACAAUACUCUAUUUAUAGCGUAUUAAAUACUUGUUUCGUGAAGUAUAAUUAUUUCGUUUAUUUUGCACAAAUAUUAUGCUAAAUGCUGUACUUAUAUUUUACAUUUGAAUAAUUACAAAUAGUUGAUUAAAAGUUUAUUGUUUUAUUUGACGUUAGAUAAUGUAUAAGUUUAAAUAAUAAUUUGUAAUUGUAGCAAAUCAAUCUGAUGUCAUGCUUUAAUCUGAUGCUUUCAGAAAAAUAAAGUUUUUUUUAUUAGACAUGAUAAA